Vombatus ursinus (common wombat) is the source of this 884-nucleotide messenger RNA. RefSeq lists its product as uncharacterized. NCBI's taxonomy places the organism in Eukaryota, Metazoa, Chordata, Mammalia, Diprotodontia, Vombatidae. The record is from RefSeq and is a predicted model, not a curated record. Bases 1 to 849 code for a protein of 282 amino acids. The transcript has 7 exons.
AUGCUCCAGGGACCGGCUUCUAGCAGCGCCUGUGAUGGGGGGGCGCAGAGAGCAGAGAGGGUGCGGAAGGUGGUGGAGGCGGGGAGAAAGAAGGGAGGCGGAGAUUUGGGGAGACUGCUCUUCCUAUGCUGUCAUCAGCUCCCUGGAGUACCUUUGCUCCUGCUAAAUUGGUGUGUGUGGUGUGUGUGUGCAGCUGGACACCGCCUCCCCACCUUCCAGGAUUACGGAACUAGAGAGAGGUGGACACCAUUCAGGAAGUGGGGGACGGAUGGCGACGCCCUCAGGCUCAAAGAGGACGAGUCGAAGGAAAGAGGCGGUGAGGGGGGAGGGAAGAGAAAAGGGCCGAGUCUUGACGCAUGCGCACAUCUCUCCGAGUCCGGUUCGGUUUCUUCCUUUCUCCCGGGCCGAGGUGCUGAGCCGACCCGCACGUGGAGCAUCAUGGUGGUGGGCACGGGCACUUCGUUGGCCCUCUCUUCGCUCCUGUCCCUGCUGCUUUUUGCAGGGAUGCAGAUGUAUAGCCGGCAGCUGGCCUCCACAGAGUGGCUUACUAUCCAAGGAGGAUUGCUGGGCUCAGCACUCUUUGUUUUCUCCCUCACUGCCUUCAACAAUUUGGAGAACCUGGUCUUUGGUAAAGGGUUCCAGGCCAAGAUAUUCCCUGAGAUUCUCAUCUGCCUCUUAUUGGCUCUCUUUGCCUCUGGCCUCAUCCACCGUGUCUGUGUAACCACCUGCUUCAUCUUCUCCAUGGUUGGUCUUUACUACAUCAACAAGAUCUCCUCUGCUUUGUACCAAGCAACUGCCCCAGUCAUUGCCCCUGCCAAGGUUACAGGCAAAAGCAAGAAGAGGAACUGACCCCGAAAUGACCAAUAAAGCUGACUCCUUUGUAA